CUCUCUCUCUCUCUCUCUCUCUCUCUCUCUCUCUCUCUCUCUCUCUCUCUCUCUCGCCCUCGUGUUUGUUCUUCCUACCAGCGGAGCACCAGCUGCGCGCUGCGCCUCGUGCCAAGAACGCCGGAGGCAGGACAGGCUGGCGGCGUAGGGCGCGUGGAGGAACUGGAGGACGCGGAAAAGAUCGGUUUUGGAGAAGCCAGUGUCGAGGAGCCCGCCGAGUUUCCCUUGGCUCAGAUGGAGAGAGUUUGUGAGAACACAACUGCUGCUGAUUUCAAGCAGUACAAGUUAAGCAAGUUUGUUCCUGUAAUCCGAUCAGGGGAUUGGUCUGAUAUUGGAGGUCGUCAAUACAUGGAAGAUACCCAUGUCUGCAUUCCGGACCUAGCUAAGAACUUUGGUAUCCCUUCAUUAGAUGAUGAAGUCAUUUCCUUCUAUGGGGUUUUUGAUGGUCACGGUGGGAAAGAUGCUGCCCAUUUUGUUCGCGAUAAUUUACCAAGGGUCAUUGUGGAAGAUUCAGAUUUCCCUCUUCAGCUUGAAAAAGUAGUCAGGAGGUCCUUUAUGCAGAUAGAUUGCCAGUUUGCUGAGACAUGCUCUCACCGUAGAGCACUGUCCUCCGGCACAACUGCACUUACAGCGAUGAUUUUCGGAAGGUCUCUUCUGGUCGCUAAUGCUGGUGAUUGUAGGGCAGUUCUUUCCCGGUGUGGCACUGCAAUUGAAAUGUCCAUGGAUCACAGGCCUUGCAGCCUCAGUGAAAAAGUGCGCAUAGAAUCACUUGGCGGCUAUGUGGAUGACGGUUACCUUAAUGGUUUGUUAGGAGUCACUAGAGCACUUGGUGACUGGCAUCUUGAGGGCAUGAAAGAAGUUGACGGGCCAGGAGGCCCUCUGAGUGCUGAACCGGAGCUCAAGAUGAUCACACUGACAAAGGACGAUGAGUUCUUGAUAAUUGGCAGUGACGGAAUCUGGGACGUCUUCUCAAACCAAAACUCUGUGGACUUCGCACGGAAGCGCCUGCAAGAGCACAACGAUGUCAAACGAUGCUGCAAGGAAAUCGUUGAGGAGGCAAUAAGGCGAGGGGCUACUGACAAUUUAACCGCAGUGUUGGUUUCCUUCCACCUGGAGGUUCCUCCUCAAAUGAAAGUGAAUCGUCCCGGUAGGGUGGCACGGAGCAUAUCUGCAGAGGGGCUUAAUAGCCUCAAGAUACUCCUGGGAAGGCAAUAAUGGCAUUCUUGUUGUGAUUAGUCACUAUGAUGCAUUGCUGAGUUGCAAUUGUAUGUAGUCAUCUCGGCACCUCGUUGUUGUAAUUGUUCAUUGUUGAAAUGCAGUUUAUUAUUCUUGUUGGUAAUUAAACUAACAAACAUGAGCCCAAGCUUGUAGCUGGAGCUAGUCAAGGCCUGGGAAAAAAUUGCGCACUACUGAGCUCGUUGUGUCAUGCUUUUCCCUUUUUCUCUCUGUAAAUAAAAAUGAGGCUGCCUAGCCGUGCAAUUGACCUUUCAUCAUGUAACAAACUAUUCAUUGGCUGAAAUUUGUCAAAAUUGGGUCAUCUUUCAUA
Phragmites australis (common reed) is the source of this 1546-nucleotide messenger RNA. RefSeq names its product probable protein phosphatase 2C 54. NCBI's taxonomy places the organism in Eukaryota, Viridiplantae, Streptophyta, Magnoliopsida, Poales, Poaceae. The coding region runs from base 235 to 1215 and encodes 326 amino acids. The transcript has 4 exons. The record is from RefSeq and is a predicted model, not a curated record. Gene Ontology annotation, biological process: protein dephosphorylation. Gene Ontology annotation, molecular function: cation binding; protein serine/threonine phosphatase activity.